Messenger RNA from Bactrocera dorsalis (oriental fruit fly), 19191 nucleotides. It is a transcript of the gene Rdl, whose product is annotated as gamma-aminobutyric acid receptor subunit beta. Lineage: Eukaryota; Metazoa; Arthropoda; Insecta; Diptera; Tephritidae. The coding region runs from base 3143 to 4933 and encodes 596 amino acids. Gene Ontology annotation, molecular function: chloride channel activity; extracellular ligand-gated monoatomic ion channel activity; neurotransmitter receptor activity. The record is from RefSeq and is a predicted model, not a curated record. Gene Ontology annotation, cellular component: neuron projection; membrane; synapse. Gene Ontology annotation, biological process: nervous system process; chloride transmembrane transport; signal transduction. The transcript is spliced from 10 exons.
AUGUAUAUAUGAUGAUAUCAAUACAACUAUUUGACGCUUUCAUGCCGUGCACAUCUGUUCGACAUAGUAAACAGUUCUUCCACUGCCUCAAAGUAUGCCACACUUGAUGGUCAUGCAACGCCAUGAUGUUGCCAUAUUUUCAAAAUAUCCUACCACAAUGCUCACUUGCAUAAUUCACUGCGUCAUACCUGUCUUCGUUUCGCCUCUUUAACUUACGAAAUCCGUUUUGUGUUAAUAUAUUUGUUUGACACACUAAAGGUGUGCUUGCAAAAGAGAUUUACUCACACCUUACAACUGAGUUAACAACAAACACAACAACGCUGAGCAAAACACUGAGCAAUUGCAGAGUAUUGUGAGAGAGGACAAAAAUACUUGUAAAUGUGUAUCAGAAAUUGUGCAAAGAGUAUCAAAAGGAUAUAUUGGUAAAUGAAACUUUUGCCGCUCACUCAAUUUCUCUUGAAUAACUGUAGCGCUCUCUUCAUCUUCGCCAAAAAUACGUAUGAGUACUCACCGUUACCAUUGUACUGCCCCAAGUUGUUUUGCACUAGAGUCGAUCACACUGGUUGACGAUGACGGCGACGACCUCGCCAAGCAUAUUGUUAUAGUGCGCGCUGCUGAGUGUACUACUUGCUGUACGGUACGGUGGAAAUCCUGCGCGCAAAAGUAUACUUCAAAAUUGUGCUGCAUUUUUAUUAGAGCCUGUGCAAAGCAUCUCAAAAUGAUAUUUAGAUAACAAAAUUACGAAAUAUGCAAAUUCAUAAACAUGUCAUCAAUUAGUAAAAAUAAGAAAAAGACUGUAGUGAGAAAUAAAAAAUGUGGACUUCAGCAAAAAUGUGAAACUUAAAGUGCGCUAAAAAUCAAGAGACACCGUGUACCGUGCCGAAUGUAGAACUUUUAUAAGUACCGAAAAAGAAAAAUAGCAAACAAGCAAAUCGAAAGCUGAGUGGUGCAGAGAAGCGGCGUAAGUGAGAUACAUAUUGAAAAUAAAUCGAAAAUUAUAGUAAAACAAAAAACCAAAUUAAAAAAUAAAUAAAUAAAAAGAAAAUAAAUAAAUAAAAAAACAAAUAAACAAAAAAUAACUAAAAAUAAAAUGAGAAAAGUGUAAAACUGUGCAGUUGAAUAAAACAUAACUGCCACUAGAAAACACAUAAUUGGACUCAAAAUUAGCAGCUCGGUUGAACGAGUUCACAGGCAAAUAACUGAAGAUGAAAUUAACCUGAAAGCACUGCACGCACACGCAACACCUGCAAUUAUAAUAAAACUAAGCGACACCGUUGAGGCGUGGAGCAGUCAAGAAAUUUCAGUUCAACAAUGCGCAACAAUACUCGUAUAAAGAAAAGUCUGCGAAAAGAGUAAUUAAAUGGAAAAGAAGCAGGAAAAGUAAACUGGAACUGUGAACCGAGGUAUUUGAUAAAAAUCUGUAGCAAAUGCGAAAAGGUGGUCAAACAAAAAGCCAAAAACAAACAUAAAACAACUGCAGUCUUUACGCGAAAUUGUCGUUAGCGCUGGCGUAUACGCAACCACAAACGAACUAUGCGGCGCUAGCCAGCGGGCUGCUACUGUCAAGCCACGCCAGCAAACUUAUGUAACACAAACAACAAUUAAAAGUAAAAAAACAAAGCCUGACUGCGUGUAGUUGCGUUUACGUUUGUUGUUGUUGUGUUAUUAAUUUUAUUGCUGUAGCCUAAAAACGUUUUGACUUGGCACGCACACAUACCGCUGACCGCGCGCAGCAAAGACAAUUGGCAGUCGCGCGUCUGUGGUGGUCGGAAGACUUGCACACGCGAGUUGUGACUGAAAGCAAAACGAACAUUUAGUUGUGUUUCAGUUUCAGACAAAUUUUUCUUUCAUAUUAUUUUUAUAUUUUUUCGUUCUUCUGUAAUCAUUUCAUGCGACUCGUGGUUAGAAGCGUAAAGCAUAACGCACGCCGGCAAAGCACGAAGAACAGUAGAUAAAAACACAUAGAACAAUAUGCCAAUAAGCACGCACUUAGUAACGAAAAUAAUACCGUGACAAAAUAAAAAAAAAUAAGUUACAGUGGAAGAAAUAGUUGUGGAUAUAUGCGACGAAGGACGCGACCCAAGAAGCAGCGCAUGCAUGUGUGUGACAUAUUUUUAGCUAGCUAGUCAAAUAGUUGAACUGUAGCGUUAGAACCUGAACCUUUAGGGAGGACACCAACGCUUACAGUGACAAGCGGAAAGCAAGAUAAUAUUUUACCGAGCACUAUUUACUAGCGAGUACCAAGCGAAGCAAUCAGUUAUCCUGCCAUUAAAAUAAAGCACGUGCAACAAACAUAACAACAGCGGAAGAAGAAGCACCAAUAUUACUACUAAUACAACAGCUGCAGAUUGGCAAAUAUUUCCUAUUUUUACUGUGUCGCAAUCACAAAUAGGAAAGCGUUAUAGCGUUGGCAAAAUACUUUUCCUUUAGUAUGACGCGCGGCAAUGUCUUGACGCUGACGACGGUAUCAUGAGUGUCUUGCGGCAUAAUAGAAAAGUAAUAUAAUAUAUUCCACAGAAAUGAACAGAUAAAAUUGUGCUAAAUAUUCAUAAGCACAGCAGAGCGAGUGCAUAAAGCAGACAGCGUCAGGGCGCCAAAAGGAAGGCGAUAAAAAUAGCAAACGGAAGCUGCCAGCGUCACUGCAGCAAAAUAGACCAAAUAAAUAAUAUAUAUGUAUAUACAUACAAGACAACAACAAGACUUGCACAUCGACAUCAUCAAUAAAGCUAACUAAUACUUGAGCAACAAAGAAACAAAAACAAAAGGCCACAGCACAGCAAGUGGAGCAGCAGAAAAUAUUAUAAAAAUUCAUAAUCAAAGUUAUAAAAUACACAACGCCCACAGCAGCAGCAGCAACAAACGACAACAACAACAAACAAUAGCAACAAACGCCAAUCACAACAACUCAUCCAUCAUCGGGCAGCGUGUGCGCGUACAUGUGUGUGUGUGAGUAAUAUGUUGUAACUAGUAAGCUCCUCCUCCCUCCACCCCGACAUCACAAGCAAACGUCGCCAACAUCUACAGCUUUAACUUUAUUAAUACAAGCAAUUGCCAUUUCAUUCCGUUAGAACGGCAAUAUCGGGCCCCUCGUUAUUGGUUAUAUUGGUAAAUAUAGCGUCGUAAUACUUCGAUUCGCAUCAAUAUGGCCUUUAGCAGCAGCAGCAGCAGUAGUAGUAGUCGGUACGGUGUCAGUAGUGGCGGCGCUUACGGCGGUGGCAGCAUAUCAACGUGGGAUAGAUGCACAACAGCGUUGCUAUUGCCGCGAGCACGUCUCAUCACCCUCUGGCUGGCAUUCAAUUUAGCGCUGAUCGUACAGGAGCCAAUGAAGAAAAUCGCCUCAGUCGAUGCAGCGACUGGUGGCGGCAGCAUGUUGGGUGAUGUUAACAUAUCCGCUAUUCUCGAUUCAUUUAGUGUUAGUUACGACAAAAGAGUAAGACCUAACUAUGGAGGACCUCCUGUUGAAGUCGGAGUCACCAUGUAUGUGCUAUCGAUCAGCUCGCUGUCUGAAGUUAAAAUGGACUUUACAUUGGAUUUUUACUUUCGUCAAUUUUGGACCGAUCCUCGUUUAGCGUAUAGAAAACGGCCUGGUGUAGAAACACUAUCGGUUGGAUCUGAGUUCAUAAAAAAUAUUUGGGUACCUGACACCUUUUUUGUAAAUGAAAAACAAUCAUAUUUUCAUAUUGCAACAACAAGUAAUGAAUUCAUACGUGUUCAUCAUUCUGGAUCAAUAACACGAAGUAUUAGAUUAACAAUUACCGCAUCGUGUCCAAUGAAUCUACAAUACUUUCCUAUGGAUCGGCAGUUGUGUCACAUAGAAAUCGAAAGCUUCGGCUAUACAAUGCGUGACAUUCGUUAUAAAUGGAAUGAAGGUCCAAACUCGGUUGGUGUUUCGAGUGAGGUAUCUCUGCCCCAAUUUAAGGUCUUGGGUCAUCGUCAGAGGGCUAUGGAAAUCAGUCUUACAACAGGAAAUUACUCGCGACUUGCAUGUGAGAUACAAUUCGUGCGUUCGAUGGGUUACUAUCUCAUUCAAAUAUAUAUACCCUCUGGACUGAUCGUUAUUAUAUCAUGGGUAUCAUUUUGGCUAAAUCGUAAUGCCACACCAGCUCGUGUGGCGCUCGGUGUUACCACCGUGUUGACAAUGACCACACUGAUGUCGUCAACAAAUGCCGCAUUGCCAAAGAUUUCUUAUGUCAAAUCGAUUGACGUAUAUCUAGGAACAUGCUUCGUUAUGGUCUUUGCCAGUCUUUUGGAAUACGCCACCGUCGGCUAUAUGGCAAAACGAAUUCAAAUGCGAAAACAAAGAUUUAUGGCGAUCCAAAAGAUAGCUGAACAAAAAAAGCAGCAACUGGAUGGGGUGCAACCACCGCCCAAUCCGAAUCCGAGUGCGGGCGAUCAUGGACAUGGGCAUGGUCAUGGCCAUAGCCAUGGUCAUCCUCAUGCGCCAAAACAAACAGUGAGUAACCGACCAAUUGGCUUUACAAAUAUACAACAAAACGUUGGCUCGCGCGGUUGCUCGAUAGUGGGACCCUUGUUCCAGGAGGUGAGAUUCAAGGUGCACGACCCCAAGGCACACUCCAAGGGCGGUACACUGGAGAAUACUGUGAAUGGCGGACGUGGCGGACCGCCGGUUGGACCACCCGGACCUGGACCUCAAGGCGGUGGCGGUGGAGGUGGCGGCGGCGGCGGCGGCGGAGGUGGAGCGCCCGAAGGUGGGGACGCCGAAGCGGCAGUACCAUCCCAUUUAUUACACCCGGGCAAGGUAAAAAAAGAUAUCAACAAGUUGCUGGGCAUCACGCCAUCAGACAUUGACAAAUAUUCGCGUAUAGUGUUCCCCGUGUGCUUCGUCUGCUUCAAUCUGAUGUACUGGAUCAUCUAUUUGCAUGUGAGCGAUGUGGUCGCCGAUGAUCUGGUGUUGCUCGGCGAGGAGAAGUAAAGCAGCCAACAGUUGGCAUACAAGCUUACUAUUAAGCAUUGGCUGUAUGUAGCAGUGGCAGCUUGUAGGCACGCUAGGCGUGUGACAGCGUCGCAAAAAGACGGAAGCAAGCGCACCGUAAGCAGGGAGUAUAGCAGAAGGCGAUUCGCAAUAGUUUAGUUAAGUUUAUAUUUUAAGUGAACACAGCAUAGCAAAACAGAAAAAAACUAGCAUAAUUAUUAAAAAAAUAAUACACGCACGUGAAGUUAGAUUAAUCAUGUAUUAGCAAAAGCAGUGAAGAGACGACGAAGGUAUUAGUUAAACAAUUAAUAAUAAUUUAUACUGUGCAAAAAAAAAAAAUAUAUUAUUAUAAUUAAAAUCAUGAAUAAAUAGGAAAAUAGUAAAGGGGAAACACGGAAAGAAAAUCAAAAUUAAAAUCAGUUAAAUUCUAAACGAAAGCAUGUCAACGUUCGAACACAGUAAAGUCAUACACAUACACUGGAAAAAAAUUAAAUACUUUAUAGGCAUAUAACAGUUCACUAACGAGUAAAUAAACAGCGCAACGCUGAAGCUCAUUAAUAGCGAAGAAGUUGAAUGGAACAAUUUAAGCAUAAAAUACAUUAUAUUGUAAGCGGUAAAAGCUCAAAUUACUUACAAUAAUAUACAAAAAUGAAACAGCGGUGCACAUAAUAAUGGAAGCAUUAUAAGUAGUUAACGAAAUGCCAGUGAAAUGCGUAAAAAAUUACAAAUAAAUAGUUAAUAGUUAAAAAUGUGAGAAAGAUAAAAAAAAAUUCAAGCACACUUUCAUAUGUAUUACAACUAAAAUAAACACCCACACACUUACAUAAACUAUCAUACAUAAAUUAUUGUCGAAGGAAUGCAUUAAAAUUACCGUUGUAAUAAUUUUUUUGUUUUGAAUUUUUCAACUUACCAAUUUUAAUCCCGAAAAAAAAUUUCGACCUAAUCUCGAUUUUUGAUAUUUUCUAAAAAACAAAAAGGAAAAAUAUAAACUUACUAGUGGAUCCGGCCACGCGUUCAUGUGGUAUAUAUUUUAUACCAUUAUUCAUAUAAUAAACUAUUCAAUACAGUGAACAUUUUAUUUACGAAUAAAGGCGAAAAUGUUUUUGUCGGUAUAAGAAUCCAAGGGAUUGUACUUGAGAUUUAAUUUUGAAUAUGUUCAUACAAAUAAAUUUCAUUAGAAGAAAUAACGAAUUUAAGGCUGCUUUCUCAAUGUCUGCUUACCAGCCUUCCUUUCCAAUUUAUAGAGUUGUCCGCUUAAUAGAGCUUUCACUGUAUUUUUUAUUUAUGAAUAUUUUUAACUAUUCUAUCUCCUAAGUUGGUUCGAACUGGACACAGUGUGCUAAAUUUUACUAAAAUCGGUUCAGUAGUUUAGGAGUCUAUCGCGAACAAACAACGUGACAAUGAUUUUUAUAUAUAAAGUUAAAUUCUUUGAAGUUAAUAAACCAUCUUCAUGUCUAAAGCUUUUUUAUAAAUUUCGCCGAAAUGUAUGCUGUAUAUAUUUUAGCAUUCAACUUCGGUUUAUUUAAUUAAAUAAAUUAAAACUGACCUGCGUUUCGGCACAGUUUUUUUUCAUGUCCGCACUUGAAUAUUAUUGGUUUCAAAAUGGCGUUACUCUUUAUAAAUCUAAUCACCCAUAGACUAAUUACCGUUUCAGUUUCGUUCGGAGUUGCUCAAGUGUUUAGCUGAAGAGCAAAGUUUACAACGACGUAUUUCGAUUUUCGACUCUUUUCAAACAAAAAUAAUUAAUCGACAUCAUAGACGCAAGCAUAUUGAUGAUAUUGGUAAAAGAACUAAUCCCUCUUCCUAAAUUUUUCUGUGGGUAUUUUUCAGAGGUAUUUACCACUUUACGAGUAUAAUUACCAAAUAAAUUCCAAAUAAAAUUUUAAGUAUAUGAGCAGAUUCUGCCCAAGAAAUGUGCUUUGAUCUUCCCAUCUGAAACUAGGAAAAUCGCAACCUGACAUAGCAUGUGCUCAGAAAAAUGGAAGGUAUCUAAAAAAAAAUUUAUGAAGCUGACGUUAGCUUGGAUUGUUGAAAUUUAACAAGUUUAUCAAUUUUCCGAUGCAAGCAAUGAGCAUGACAUUUUUUCGACCUCUUCUUUCAAACCAACUAACCAAGCGUUUGUAAACCUAUAAGUGAAAUUACAAAAGUUCUCCUUUUUAAUAUUAGUUGACAACUAACAAUAAUUAAUUUCAAGCAAAACUCGUUAAAUUAUCACAUAUUUACAUACACACUCAUUAAAAAACUAGCAAAUAAUUGCACUCGAGAAUAAGCUCAAUAAUUUAAUAUAAAAUUCGUUAGCACACACAAACACAAGUUCGAAAACACUUUCAUCACACGAAAAAAUUUAUAUCCGAAUUAUUAAAAAUAAAUUUAUUUAUACACUGUUGCUGCAAACUGUUAGGUUUUUGCGUUGUUUUUUGUUAGCGUUAAUAACAAAUUUUGAAACAAUUAGCUAAAUUGUUUAAAAUACUAUUAAAAACUUAUGUACAUACAAACUUAUAAAUUUCUACACUUUAGCGCUUCCAAAACUAUUUGCCAAAUUUUUUAAAAUUGCAAAGAAAGAAAUUCCUUAAAUUAGCACAAAACGUAUAGACGUCACGGCGGAAGACGCACACACACACACACAUACACGGAUGAAAGAACGCGUGUGCGUAGUUAAGCUCAGCAUAUAUGCAAUAUACUUAAGUUAGUGUAACUUACAGUUAUCUCGAUGCAUAGCUAAUAAUUGAAAACAAAUAAUUGAUUUGUUUGAGUAUUAUAAAUAUUUUAUUUUUUAUUUUUUAUUUAUUGAUUGUUCAUUGAAAACACAAGCAAACAUGCGCACCCUUAAACUACGAAUUAAUGAAAAUUAAAAAUACGAAAAGUUCAAAAUCGGCAAAAUUAUGAAGCGUGCAACCGUUAGAAAUAAAAGAGCGCUGUUAAAUAAUAACUGUAUUUUAGUAAAUUGCAACGUAAUAAACAGCACCACUGUUAGAUUAGUUAAAAUGAAACUUGACAUAACCCCUCCCCCAACCUAUAUAUGUAUGUAUUUGUAUGUAUACCCGAACGCAAAUGAACAAUACCCCAAUAUACUCGUAAUAUUUACGUGUUGAGCAAUUAGAAAAAACAAAAUAAAACAAAAUAAAACAUUAUAUAAAUAAAUUUGCAAACAUUGCAAGUGACAGUACUAAACCAAUUACUUUAAAAAAACCAACUGACAAUGAGUAUGUAUAGGUUUUUGUGUAAACACCAUAUAUCUACUAACUAGAUAUGCCAGUAUGUAUAUAUAUGAACCAAACAAUACUAGAAUUAAAUAUAAAACUCGCUAACUAAAAUUUUUAUUUUUUCAACACUUUUACACGUAAACACCGAAGCGAUUGCAGUACGAAAAAAUAUUGGCGGUUUUUUGCUGUAAUUGCGCAUGGUUUUAUGUGAAACAAUAUCUCUGCACACACAUUAGAUAUAUGUAUAGUAUAAAUGAAUAAUUUCACUCACUUUUAUAGCACCAAACACGGCUUGAAUGUAUGUACAUAUACUAUUUUAUAUAAAGAAAAAACAAAAAAUUAUAAAAGUACACAUAAAAACAAAACCGAAAUUACAUACUGUUAGCAACAUGAAGUAGUGAACUGUUAAACAAACUACUCAUUUGUAAUGUAGCAAACAGCAACAUAGCAGAGAAAAGUUUAAAAUUUAGCAUCCAAAUGCACGCGGCAUUUGCGAGGUGCAUGAAGAAAGUUGCGUAAUAUGAACAAAAUGGUCCGCUAAACAGACAUACUGGACUAAAUAAAACUGCCUACAUAUAUAUUUACCAAGAAAAAUAAAUAAAAAAAAAAAAACUAAAUAGAAACAUAUAUGUAUAUAAAAUGAAAUAAAAAACUGCAAGUAAACUUAAAAAAAAGCAUGUAAACUUUAAAAAAUUUAAACGAAAAGCAAAAUAUACUCAAAACCUAUUAUAUUUAAUUAUAAUUAAUUAAAAAUGAAAAAUAGUAGUGUGUGUGUACAAAAAACUGAACUGGUAAGAGAAAAAAAUAAUAAAAACGUACAGCUACACACACAAAUAAUGUAAUAACUAUCAACAAUAGCAACAAUAAGUACUAGAGCGGCGUUGGUUGCAAUAAAUCUGGCUUUAAAAAUCUCCAAAACUGCAAACUGAAAAACACAGCACUAAGCACAGCGCAUGCAUUGCAUUACAAAUCAGUGCCGGCGCUUUCACGACUAGUUCCAGCAAUGCCAUUAAUGAUUAUUGCAAUUACAUCGCAUCAUACUUGAAGCGGACAGCAACUGGCACAACUCGAACUUCAACCAAUUAAACAUAAAGACAAAGUAAUAAAUAUAAAUACAGACAAAACUUGAGUAGGAGCAAAACUUCGCAACUAAAUACUACAUGUGUAAUUUAAUGUAAAACUAUAAGUUUUACUAUAAAAUAGUUAUAGUGCAUAUAAUUACUGAUUAACAGCAAAUAGUUGAUUUAGUAAUUUAUUAUAGAGAUUUUGGUUUUAUUAGCAGCUAUUUAGGCUAUUUUGUUUGAUUUAAAAUAUGCAUCUUCUCAAUAACGGAGGUUAGGUAGUAACCCCGUAUUGGAAAACCAUGACCCUUACAGAUGGCGAACUUAAACAGUACAGUAAGCAAUUGUUAUUACGCCCUUCUACAAUUUUUUAACAGAUUUUAAUAGUUUUUUCUAGUUGUGGCAAAUCAUUCUUACUGAUUUCUGAUAAUAAAUUUCGUGGGAAAAGUCAAUACCACAAUAAUAAUUGUUUUCUUUUUUUUCAAAGAAAUAUUAAACUAAACAAAAUUCAAAAAUUUUCGAAUCAGCUAAAAAGUAUAUAGCAAUUGAGAAUAAAAACAAAACUUUAGUUUUUCUAAAUAAUUAUUCCGAAAAUGUUCCAAAUCGCUAAUAAUAAUAUAAGCUUAAAACAUAUGUUCUAUUGACAAGAAACCGCAUAGUUUCCAACUUGUCAUAAUUUCGUUGCCAAUUGUUCACAUUUGAUGUAAGUAUUUUCUUACUUUCAUAGUAAAAACUUCGCUGGAAUUUCUUUUUCCCAAACAUUUUAAACUUUUUAACACAUAACAUUAUGUUUGUCUUCAGAAUAGGUUUCAACUCGAGCAUUCCAUAAACUAGCACGAAAUAUUCAUAUAAAAUACUUUCAACGGACGCAAUAGAUUCAUGGACUUAUCCUCGUAGCGAAAGCUUCCGAUUCAGAAACUGCCAAAAUAUGGUUGAAUCCGUAAUUGGUUUAUAGAUGUGUAGAGCGAUGACUUUUCAUGUGACUUGUUACAAAAACUUCUAUUUCCCUAAUUUUUUUGGCGAAUUUUUCAAGUAGAAAACUGCGGAAAAAAGAUGGGCAAAGCCAUUUCUAUAAUGCUAACCAGAAAAUUCCAUAAGCACAAAUUUUUCUACUUUCCAAUCCAGACAUCAUUUAAAAGUGUGAUGAGGUAACGCGUUUCUCAAUAAGAGCGCUACAAAAACUUUAAAUAAAACAAAAACGGUUUAAGAUAUCAAUGAAAUUCUUUAUCCUUCGAAACUACAUUCGAUGCCAUUAUAUAUGAAACUCAAUUUUAAUUUCUUUUGCAUGGCCAUCUCGAGCACACUGGCAGAAGUCCAGACGCCAUAUCGUGAGAUAAUAUGUUUACCAAACUUAGUUUUCAAUAAAUCGAUUGUGACCUUCGCUGUAUGGCUUGCGGCGUCGCUCUAUUGGAACCACAAAUUAUCCAAUUUUAAUUGGGGCCAAAAAUAUUCGGUUAUGAGCGAUAGCCAUUCCCAUUUACAGUAACGGGCCGGUCUUGAUCAUCAUAGAAGAAUUCCGCCUUGGUGACUCAUGGAGUACGUGUGGAUUGCUCUCUGACCAAUAAUUAAUAUACAUAUAGCAUAUUGACGAAGCUAUUCAGCCAGAAAUGAGCAUCAUCGCUGAAGAUGAUUUUUAGAUGAAAAUCCGGAUGACUUCCAAGUUGUUGCUCAGCACAAUUCACGAAUAUACGACAAGUCUAAGCCGCUUGACCAGCUUCAAUUCGUGCGUCAAUUUGAUCUCCUUUGCUGUCCCUAAUGGUAUGUUUUUUUACUUUUUUAGCGUCCCUAUUGAAAAAUUCUAUAUUUACUGAAACUGUGCUUACGGUUAUAGGAUAAUUGCAUUCUACUAUACAAAAGACUUUUCCAAUAUUUUCGAACGAAUUUCAGCAGCUUAUUGGGAAAGUGACACUUUUGUAACAACUUUUUAUCGCAUACACUCUAGGAUGCUUACCAUAUGUUGAGGUCAAAUUUUUGUCUACUGUUAAAAAUUCAAAGUCUCAGCAGCUACUAAGUAAAAUUUUUGAAUGAAUAAUGCUUAUAUGAUGUUCUAAUAUCCUUAAGAUUGCCGACUAAUAUGCACUGAAGUUUAUUUUCAACAGUGAAUUUGAAGGUAGCUGUUAAUGUAUUCCCUUGGUGUUUUCAACCCUGUUUUUGAUUUUUAUAAUUCGUGAAAGUAGGAGUACAUAUACACAAAUGCCGUCGUCUAUUAGGAAUUUAGCUUUAUAUCAUAUCCCAUGUACGUUAUACGAAUACCUGAAAUCAGUUUUCGCUUGUGGCCCAUAAACAAGUAAAGUAUAUUGCCUGUUCAAAGUAGCUUUUGUUGCAAAAACUAUAUUCUCUAACCACUUAAUUUUGAAUUCAUGUUUUACAAUUCUUUCAUUUUAUAUUCUCUAAUGUUUUUUUCUUCUUCUGUAAGUACAUAACCAAAAAUUAUUGUUCGUACGUAUUACAUAUAGUAUGUAGUCAUAAGUAAGUUGUAAAUAAACUGUUUUUAUAUAUGCUUAGGCAGAAGUAGUGUUAACGCUCAGAAAAGCAUUAAAGGCGAAGCAGAAAUUAUGUAAAAAAUAAAAAAAUAUGAAUAAGUGCAUACUAGAAAUAAUAUGUUUUAAAGUAGUAGUUAUUAACUAACCGUGUUUUGUUUGUAAAUAUAAUAUAUAUAUAUAUAUAUAUAUGUAUAUGCGUACACUUUUAAGGUAGUUGUAUAAUAAUUUCAGAAAGGUUUACUAAUUUGACAUUUAUAGCGGUCGGUUUGCACAAAUACAUAUGGUUACAUAUAAUAAUUUAUGCAUUAUAUGCAACGAUGAUAUUAUAUAAGCACAAGACAUUGAAUAAAAACCUGUAUCGGUGUAUAUAGAUUUAUUUUUUAAAUACAUUUAAAUUUAUAAAAUAUUUGGGUCAUUGUUUUUAAGACUGUACUUUUUGUUUUAAAACAGCAUUUUGUUUUGAUUUAUGGAAAUUUCUUCUAUUGCAUUUUGCAACUUAUUUUAUAUGCUGAAAUUCUAAAAUACUUAUAAAAACAUAUUAGUUGUAUAGUAAUUCUAAUUUUAAAUUUGUAAGAUAUUUUAUCAAAGUGAAUAAUAGAAAGCAAUAUUUUUAUUUAUAUUAAGUAACGAUAGACUUGGCUAUAUUGAAGGAGCAAAAUAUUUGAUUUAUAUUUUUGCAUUUUAAUAAACGCCUUCGAUUCGCGCAACAUUGGAGAGUGGAAAUGAAACAAUAUAGAGUGAUUCACAGAAACUCCAAAUUGAAUGAAUAAUGUUUAUUAUCAUUCGAAAGGACAUUCUUCAGCAUUUAUUUUCUGAAGAUUAUCUCUUUCAAAUGUUGGUCGCGGUUACGUCUUAGAUGGUCCAACUAAAGAAAUGGCGAAUCGAAGACACGUAUUAUAAAUCAGAGCAUGCAAAGAUGAGAAUGAAUUCAAUAUUUGCUUUGCUAAAAAUUAAUAAGUUAUAAGCACCUGUUACUAGAUUCUAAAUGGAAGAGCAAAUAAAAUUAUUUUCACAUUAUUAUUAUGCAAAUGAAAACAACACAUUCUUUAAGUUAGCAAUGAUUGUAACUGCACAACGGAAGUAGACAUUCUUAAGUAUUUUAAUCACGCGAAGAUAAAAUUAUAUAAGCACCCUUGGCUAUAAACCUAACAACGCAAAGAAUCGAGCGAAAAAGUUAAAUCAAUUUAUACUGCGGAAAAGCUCUUGCAAUCGGAACCUCAUAAGAAAAUGUCGAAAAAAUUCCAUUUUACCACACCGUAAAGAACAAACGAAAAUGUGGAGUUGAAAACACUUUAGCUACCAGUAAUUGAAUGGCUGGUGCAUUACUAAACACAUACACACACACCUGCAACCAUAGCACAUACGUACCCAUGUAAUUAAAGCCACUAAAUUAAACAAAAACAAAAUAUAAGGUACACCAUAGUACGCGUGAUGUUUCACAAUGUAACCAAUAUUAUUGAAAAGGGAAUACAGUUGUUAAAACAAAAGCAAAAAACUUACAUACAUAUAAAAAAUAACAAAACAAACAAAAAGUCAUUACUAAAAUAAAUUAUUAUGAAAAUGAAAAAAAUGGUGAUAAAAAUUGUUUAUAAAAUAGUAGAUUAAGUCUAAGUUAAUAUAGCAAACGGUAAUUAAAAAUCAAUUAAAUAAACAUAAAAGUAAAUAUUUUUAGUUGCAGUAAAGUUGAAAAAAUAUGAAACAAUUAAGCGCUUAGAAAUUUCGACCAAAAACAAAAGUGUGAGUAAAAUUUUUAGUAAACAAAAAAAUGUGAAAAAUUUACAAAAAAAAAAUUGAAACAAGAACAAAAUAAGCAGCUCAUCGGUUUCGGAGCCCUCGUUCUAAAGCAUUUUUUAUAUUUUUUUGAAGCACUUUUUUUAGGGAAAUAAAAUUAAUUUCGUUAAACUUUAUAAAAAUAAAACAGAAACUUUUUAAUUAGUCAUAUUCGAGUACUUUAUUAAGAACGGUUUCUGAUUUUUUGAAUUUUAUAUUAUUUACAUAAUUAUAACAUUUUUUAAAUUUAUUAUUUAUUAUAUUUUUCUAUAUUAAUACAAGUAUGUGCCGUUCUUUUGAAGUAUGUUUUUUCCUCAAAACAAUCCAGUCUUCUACAUUUGAAAAAGUUAGGUAAAUAUAUUUUGAUUUUAUUUGUCGACCAUGUGGAAGCUGUUUGGGAGAAAUGUAUGCCACGUUGGCAAAUAAUCUGUUUUCUGUUCCAAAGAAAAUGAGAUAGAGUGAAAAGUAAUUUCAUUAAAUGGAAUUUUUAGUUAAAAUAAAAUAUAGACCAUAGAACGUAAAACAAAUAAAUAAAAUGAGGUUUGCUCUGGUCUUCUAACAUUUUUUCCAAACACUUACCAGUAGUUGAGCUAUUUAAUAUACACUUCGAAACUAAGUAAGGAAUUAUUUUACUUAUUUUGUGGAAUAAAAAAAUUUCUCGCUCUGCUGAUGAAUUCAAAAUACAAAAAUCUUAAGUAAAUAACGGGUUUCCCAAUAAGAGUUAUAUAAUUUCUUAAAAAACACACUAAUUGUUGAGAAAAUCGAUACAAUUAAGCUCUGAUUAUAACAUCAUUCAAAUGGUUUUCACGAAUUCCUUUGCAGGAACGCAUUCAAUGAAUCCAAUUUUCAAGUACCUAUUCCACCAAUUCAGUCGUAUGUCAUCAAUAGCGCGUUCGAUAUUGACUUCAAAAGCUUGGCGAUAGUUUGAAGAGAGUCUUCAAAUAAACCCACAAAAAGUAGUAUAAUGGUGUUAAAUUACAACUUCUUUGAUGCCAUUCAAUGUAUCAAUUUCUUGAAAUAAUUGAAUCUCCAAACUUUUCUUGCAUUAAUUCUGUUGUUGUACGUGCUGUGUGGCACGUAGCCCCGGAUUGUCGGGACCAUAUGUAUAUUGUCAAGAUCAACUUCUUACAAUUGCGUCCUUACAAAAUUGGAUCUAUACUAAUCUCCAGUGAUAGCGACGGCGUCACCAGCUUCAUUUCGUAAGAAGUACGAACCGAUGAUUCCACCAGAGCAAAAAUCACACCAAACUGUCCAUUGAGGUGAAUGUAAUUGUUGUUUACGUAUAUUUUGUGAAUGUUCUUCACACCAGAAUUGACAGUUUUGUUUAUUUACCGCACCAUUCAGAUGAAACUGAGCUUCAUCGGAGAAGAUGAUUUUUUUAAUUGUUACAGUUUUCAAGUGUUCCAAGACGAAAUCAGGAAAUUCAUGAUGUUUGGCUUCAGUUUUUGAGUGAGAAUAACUUUAUGCGGAUAUAAGUAAAAAUUCUUUCUCAAAAUCCGUCAAGUUGUGGUUUGAAACAGCCUCAAUUCUUGAGAACGUAUUCAAAUCGGCAAAAUUCGGUCUUCAGCAACUCUUGCCUAAACGGCAGCAAUAUUUUACGUCGAGCGGUUUUUUGUCUUAUUAGUACUUGAACAUUAUGUAAACAUACAUUCGAAAUUUUCAAUAACUCGACGAAUAUCGAGCACAGGUGGAUGAUUAUUAUGUGAUUCUUGGCUUUUGAGUUUAGCUUAAGACGGGUUGACUUGUGUUAUUCUAUUAAUUUUUAGAUUUUUAAUACCUAGGUAUAUAUGAAAUUUCAAGUUUUGUGUUUUUAUAAGUUUUUGAAUGUCAGUAAGACUAGUUAAAAUAUAUUUAGUUCAUUACUAGCCUUUCUUUAGUUGUAAAAGAAUUUUAUUAAGUUUGUGUUUCAGUGUAUUUAAUUUACUUUUAUUUUGUUUUAUAUUACUUAAAUAAAAAAGAAAAAAAUCAGGAAAUUUCUUUACUUUUAACCACAAAAGUCUUAAAUUAAAAUACUGUAAUAAUUUUCAUGGCUCAUUUUCUAAUAUAGUUUUUUCUUCGAAAAGUUUACAAAAAAUUAAUGUAAAGAAAAAAAGGAUAUUAAAGCAUUUCUGGAGACUUGUUUUAGACAAAAGCUCCAACGGUUUUACAAACAAAUCUAUAUAUACAUACAUAUAUAUAAAUAAGUUAUAAAUAAUUAUGCGAGUAUAUCGUCAAGUAUAUAACAGACAUACACAUCUAUACGUGCAUAUGUACAUAUAUAUAUUGUGUGCGUUUACCAAAAAAAAAAUAAAUAAAUAAAUACUAAAACACAUAUUUAGUUAUAUGUUAUACUAGAAUUAAUGAUUAUUAUUAAUAUUAUUACAGACACAAUGAAAUUCUAAAGAACCUAGAGGUUUAAGUUAGCUGCUAAGUAAAACCUAUGUGAGAGUAAAACUAAGCAUUAACUAAAAUGGCAAACAAAAAUAUGAAUAAAUAUAAUUAAUGUUAAAUGUUUUAAAAUGCACGAAUGUUUUAAUAAAACUACAAAAAAAAAAAAACAAAAAACACGAAAAGAAAAAUAAAUUAAAUGCAAUUACAUAAUUAGAUGAGAAAAGACGUUAACUCAACAUGAAAUGGCUGCAAUUUAUACUUGCAGCUGCUAUGUGGAGUGAAAGCUGAGUUUGCGCACAGUGUGUAGGUACAUUUGUUAAAGUUGAGUAAGUGAGAAAGUAGUUGAGGGGAUGAUAUGAACAACAUAGCAAAAUAACGAAUUAAACAAAAUUAUGCAAAAGAAUUAAGAAUAGCAAAACACACUUUCAAAUGAAUUUAAUGAAUGCAGAAAAUAGUAAAAAGUAAGUGAACAUGAUCUAAUUGCUUAACUAAUACAACUAAACGUACACACAUACAAAUAGGCAAGUUUAGGUCAGCAAACAAAUAAACAUUAUGGUUGUACGUUAUUUACAUGUAAUUUAUUUCUUUUUAUAUGCAUAUUACAACAAAGAAAGUAAAUAAGAAUACAUAAGGCCCACACACUAAAGCCAGCUUGUACGAAUAUUCAUUUAAUUGAGUAAAAUUAAGUAAAUUAAUUGAGUUUCAACCAAAACUAAGUAAACAAUAUUUGAAUUGAUUAGCAUUAAACAAUAGACUAUGGUUAAUAUAAUUAAAACAUAACAAGCGUGUGUGUAAAUAUUAAACAAAAAGGCAAUAAAAAUACACAAAAGUAAGCUAGGUGAAUAAAUUAAUUUAAUUUGCUGCAUUUUCUUUCAACUUAUUGAAUUUAUUGUAUAUUAUUGGUUUUAAAAAGUUGUAUUCCAAACACUUUAUUGCAAAUGCUAAGUUUUUAUAUGAUGACCUCCUUUACCUUUAUCAAAAUUAUUUAUUCUAACAAGUGUGCUCAAACAAGGACAUGUCGGGCAAUAAACACAUUUAUAUAACUUCACUUCCUCUAAAUCUUCCUAAAAUUUCAUUUUUUGCCUUAUCGAUGCUAAUUUCUAUGGUCAUUUAAUGAAAAAGUGCCAAUAGUUAGUUGACCCUCGCGAGACAUUGCUUCUUUUCAAAGCGAAAUCGGUACAUUUCAAACCUGUAGUGGUUUUGCUUGUGAAAAAGAUACAUGGUAAGAUAGGCUUAUCUCAAAUUGGUUGCCAUUUCAGAACUAUAACAUUUCCGUCAAAUAUGAAACAAGGCAUCAGUUUGAUGUUUCCAAGUUGUAGUGUCGAAAUAUUUCUUAUUUUUCUGUAAAUAUUACAGUAAUUAUAUUGAUAAACUAGGAAUGCAUCGCGACCUUAGGUCUAUUGUGCCCUCUCCUAAAUACCAAAUACUCUCCUAGCUCCAGCAUAUUGAUAAAGUCCAAUAUACUGCUGGGUGAUAGCGAAGCAAUGUGAUCCUUAUUUGGGAACAUGGAUCCAAGGGCCUUCAAUCUGCAUCUGCCUUCACUGUCAAGCAGUCUAUUAGCAGGUGUACUGGUGUCCAUGUUGUUUAAGUGAUUUUUUAGCUUGUCGUGGCCAGUGUGGAAUGCGACAAUUUGUCCCUAGGGAGGUUAAUUACAUAUAAAAACCUGCUAAGUUCUUGCCAAUAUCUCUCUCUGUCUUCUUCUUCUUCCUUGCGGAUACUUCUUUAUUUUAUGGAGACCUAUCGUGACAAAGGGUUCAGGUCUUCUUAUGUUCAUGGAUGCUGUGCAGCGGGCAAGCUUAUCAGCCAGUUCAUUCUUGGCUAUACCUUUGUGACUAGGUACCCAAAUGAGAAGGACUUGGUUACGUUGCGCUAGGCUGCUCAGCCGUUCUCUACACUCCUGCACCAGUAGCGAUUUGAUCACAUACGCAGAGAUUGCUUUAAGUGUCGCUUGACUAUCGUUCAUUACCAUAGUUGCGUUGGUUCUUUUUAUGCACUGACAUAUGGCAAAGACUAUUGCCUGAAAACUGCUCGGAAAACUUCCGAUAGAAGAGUUUGGUGCGUGGCCCUGCGACUCAGUGGAAUCAUUCCAUCCAGUUUUGCUGUUAAGGGUAACAUUAAACUUCCGUAAUAAAUAUUUUAUAUGGGAGAUUAAAAGCAAGGCAGCAAUGAUAUUCUAGAUGGAGCACCAUACUCCAAAAUCGAACUCUUGAAUUGCCAAUCAAUAUAAGCUUAGAAAAUAGCUAGAAAACAGUGUCUAGAAUUGGCAUUAUACUUAUAAUACGAGUAAGUAGAUCGGCGAUUUUGACUUAAGACUUUCACUUACGAAAUCGGUCGUUACAAUGCAAUACAUAUUGUUGAUAAGAUUCCGCCGACUUAAGGUCCAAAAAAUCGCUUCAGAUUCAACUAAAAAAAAUAAUACGAAUAGCAAGGCUUAUAUAUGUAUCUUAAAAACUUCGUACUUGGCGUCCCUCAAAACUUACAUUACCGAUACGACGAGUACACAAUUUACCGAUAAUACUCAACUUGACACACUUUCUGUUCAGAUUUUGCAUUAGAUUGGAUCUUUCGAAUUAUUAUCUUCUUAUUAUUAUUUUUAAACACAAAAAGACAUAACAGGCACCCAAAUGGUUAAAAUAAUGGUAAUACUAAAACCCAGAACUAACUGACAUAUGUAUAUACAGACAUAUGUAAAAGUACAUUAGUAACAUGUGCUUGUUAGCAAAUAUUUGAUCAUGGAUCACAAUUUUCGACUGUGUUAAUUUCGUAACAAAUUUAAAACAAAUUAGCAAAAUGUUUAAGAAAAUUACUCCAAAAGAAUGCACCAAAUACUUUAGUGCAUGCAAUUACUUUGGCAAAUGCAUAUAUAUACAUAUACUCGUGCAUAUAUAAUACAUAGUUAUAUAUGUAUGUUAACAAAAAAUAUUGCAAAGUCUGCAAGGCAUUGAGAAUAUAAUACAAUUGAAUUGAGUAAAUAACAAAUUACUGCAAAAUUAGUAUAACCGUUCAUUUGUCGAUUGUGCAUUAGUGAAUGCAGUUAACUAACAACAUACAUAUUAUAUACAUACAUACAAUAUAAGUUGAUAACGGGAAAUAUAUAAUUUAUGCAAAAUUGUGAGAUAUGAAUUAAUAAGACAAAUGCAUAAAAUAAGAAUUAAAAAGAGAAAAUUAAUUAACUUAACGUAAAUGAGUCACACAAAAGCUCACAUACACUGCAAAAAAUAAUGGAACAAAAAUAAACCGUAAUAUUCGUAUUUCUAAUGAAGACAGCAGAAAACUUUAUGUCAAAACGAAAAUAAAAGAAAACGUAAAUUAUUUCGUAAGUCAAGUGACAUGAGUAUGAAAUGAAAUAAAAAUUAUGUAAAAAUUCAAAA